Messenger RNA from Meriones unguiculatus (Mongolian gerbil), 5394 nucleotides. RefSeq names its product SATB homeobox 2 (gene Satb2). The transcript has 12 exons. Gene Ontology annotation, molecular function: RNA polymerase II cis-regulatory region sequence-specific DNA binding; DNA-binding transcription factor activity, RNA polymerase II-specific. The coding region runs from base 478 to 2700 and encodes 740 amino acids. Lineage: Eukaryota; Metazoa; Chordata; Mammalia; Rodentia; Muridae. Gene Ontology annotation, biological process: regulation of transcription by RNA polymerase II; chromatin remodeling. The record is from RefSeq and is a predicted model, not a curated record.
CUCUCUCUGCGGCUUGUCAGUGAGUCCGGCUCUGGCUUCUGGCAGAGGCGGCCGCGAGGGGAGAGGUUGGAGGUGACAGCUUGGGCGGCCGCCGCAUUUUCUCUUGCGCGGGGUCCGGGCUCUCCGCGCCUUCUCCGCUCUUGGUGGCACCGUCCCCGCGGCUCUGGCCGCGCCUCCUCUCGGGCUAGCGGCAGCGGGAGCCGGCAGCCGCCGCAGCCUCCCCGUCCUCAGCCCUUUCUCUCCAGAACCGGUCUCCUUCCCGAAGGACCGGGGAAGAGGAAAAGGAAAGGGGAAGGAGGAAAGAGAAGGGAAGACCGCGACCACACUGCCAACCACCAGAAACUUUCCACCCUGGAUUCUCUAGUUUUGCUCCAUGGACAGAGCCCCAGCCAGCCAAGUUUCAGACAGACCGUGAGCAGUCCCUGCGCGUUUUAUUGCGACCUGCCGGUGGGAACUUUGUCUCCAAAUCGGAGCAGCAUGGAGCGGCGGAGCGAGAGCCCGUGUCUGCGGGACAGCCCCGACCGAAGGAGCGGCAGUCCCGACGUCAAGGGGCCUCCCCCGGUGAAGGUGGCCCGGCUGGAGCAGAACGGCAGCCCCAUGGGAGCCCGCGGGAGGCCCAACGGCGCCGUGGCCAAGGCCGUGGGAGGUAACAGCCCGGAGCUGGGAGGUUUGAUGAUUCCAGUCUUCUGUGUGGUGGAGCAGUUGGAUGGCUCUCUCGAAUAUGACAACAGAGAAGAACAUGCCGAGUUCGUCUUGGUGCGAAAAGAUGUGCUUUUUAGCCAGCUGGUGGAGACCGCGCUCCUGGCCCUGGGGUAUUCUCACAGCUCUGCAGCUCAGGCCCAAGGAAUAAUCAAGCUGGGGAGGUGGAACCCUCUCCCCCUCAGCUAUGUGACAGACGCCCCUGAUGCGACUGUGGCCGACAUGCUGCAAGAUGUCUAUCACGUUGUGACGCUGAAGAUCCAAUUACAAAGUUGCUCGAAGUUGGAAGACUUGCCCGCAGAGCAAUGGAACCAUGCCACGGUCCGAAAUGCCUUAAAGGAACUGCUCAAAGAGAUGAACCAGAGCACGCUAGCCAAAGAAUGCCCUCUCUCCCAGAGUAUGAUUUCAUCCAUUGUAAAUAGCACAUAUUAUGCCAAUGUGUCAGCAACCAAGUGCCAGGAGUUUGGGAGAUGGUAUAAAAAGUAUAAGAAGAUUAAAGUGGAGAGAGUGGAGCGGGAAAACCUUUCAGACUAUUGUGUUCUGGGCCAGCGUUCAAUGCAUUUACCAAAUAUGAACCAGCUGGCAUCCCUGGGCAAAACCAACGAACAGUCUCCUCAUAGCCAAAUCCACCACAGUACUCCAAUCCGAAACCAAGUGCCCGCCUUACAGCCCAUCAUGAGCCCUGGUCUGCUCUCACCCCAGCUCAGUCCACAGCUUGUCAGGCAGCAAAUAGCCAUGGCCCAUCUGAUAAACCAACAGAUUGCCGUUAGCCGGCUCCUGGCUCACCAGCAUCCUCAAGCCAUCAACCAGCAGUUCUUGAACCAUCCACCUAUCCCCAGAGCAGUUAAGCCAGAGCCAACCAACUCCUCUGUGGAAGUCUCUCCUGAUAUCUACCAGCAAGUUAGAGAUGAGCUGAAGAGGGCCAGCGUGUCUCAAGCUGUCUUUGCAAGAGUGGCAUUCAACCGCACACAGGGAUUACUGUCAGAGAUACUGCGCAAGGAAGAGGACCCCAGGACCGCGUCUCAGUCUCUCCUGGUCAACCUGAGGGCCAUGCAGAACUUCCUCAAUCUGCCGGAAGUGGAGCGCGAUCGCAUUUACCAGGACGAGCGGGAGCGGAGCAUGAACCCCAAUGUGAGCAUGGUCUCCUCUGCCUCAAGCAGCCCCAGCUCCUCCCGAACCCCACAGGCCAAAACCUCGACACCGACAACAGACCUUCCUAUUAAGGUGGACGGCGCCAACGUCAACAUCACAGCUGCCAUUUAUGACGAGAUCCAACAGGAGAUGAAAAGGGCCAAGGUGUCUCAAGCCCUGUUUGCCAAAGUGGCUGCAAACAAAAGUCAGGGCUGGCUCUGUGAACUGCUUCGCUGGAAGGAGAACCCCAGCCCAGAAAACCGCACCCUGUGGGAGAAUCUCUGCACCAUCCGCCGCUUCCUGAAUCUUCCCCAGCACGAGAGGGACGUGAUCUAUGAGGAAGAAUCGAGACAUCACCACAGCGAGCGCAUGCAGCACGUGGUCCAGCUCCCACCGGAGCCUGUGCAGGUCCUUCAUCGACAGCAGUCCCAGCCGCCCAAGGAGAGCUCUCCUCCCAGAGAAGAAGCGCCCCCGCCCCCUCCUCCAGCUGAAGACAGCUGUGCCAAAAAACCUCGGUCUCGCACGAAGAUCUCCUUGGAAGCCCUGGGCAUCCUCCAAAGCUUCAUCCACGAUGUAGGCCUCUAUCCGGACCAGGAAGCCAUCCACACACUCUCAGCCCAGCUCGAUCUCCCCAAACACACCAUCAUCAAGUUCUUCCAGAACCAGAGGUACCACGUGAAGCAUCACGGCAAGCUGAAGGAGCACCUGGGCUCUGCCGUGGAUGUGGCCGAGUAUAAGGACGAGGAGCUGCUGACGGAAUCGGAGGAGAACGACAGUGAGGAAGGCUCCGAGGAAAUGUACAAGGUGGAGGCCGAGGAGGAGAACGCCGAGAAAAACAAGGCGGCGCCUGCAGAAACCGACCAGAGAUAAUGUGAACUCCACCAGGCAAAGCAAUAUAUGGGUCCAAGGACUUUCUGUUUUAGUUUCUUAAAAAAAAAAAAUCUUCUUGGCUUUGUUUUAUUUUGUUUUGUUUUUAAAUGUCUGUUUUCUUUUUCUUACCCUUAAUGGCAUCCCUCUGUUACACAGGAUAGCCUAUAGACUGAGUAAGCUCAGAGUCGCCUUGGCAAAGACACUAAGUGUUAAACUUUUACAAUGACUGGACCAUAGUAAUUCUAGUCAUGGGAGACCCUGCCGUCAUUCUCCUUGCAUUUACGGAAGAGAAGAGGCAAGUUCCAGGAUGGAAAGACCCACGAAAUAAAUGAAGGAAGCUACAAGUGUGUGUAUAUGUAUAUGUACAUAUCUCUAUAUUUACAUAUAUAUAUUAAAAAUUGCAUGGGACAGAGAACAUUACAAUCUGAAAGACUAGACUGUGAAAUGAGUUCUUAAAGAAAAGACUCGUUUAUGUAUAAAAAAAAAAUACCACUUCACAGUGAGUCGCUUUGACUUUUUGAGAAACUGCGGCCUGCUCUCAGGGCGGGGUGACUAUUUUUGAAUUCCUAUUUAUUUUGUGUGUUUGUCCCUGAUUUUUUUUUUUUUUUUAAUUCUAUGGCUUCCUAUCUGGCAGCUUAAUGGGUAAUUUUUGAGGUAUGUAUUUAACAAAAUAACACUGCCAAAAAAAAAAAAAGUGAGAGAAAGAAGGAAAAGAGAAAGAAAAUCAGGGCAUGUUAAAAAAAAAAAAGACACAAGACAAAUUACUGUUAGAGAAAUAACGCACACUUUAAAACAAUGACUCAAGGCCGUGCCCCUCCACAUUCCGUUACUGAGCAUGUCAGCACUGUAGCCGCUGUGUUCUGUGCAAUUCCAAGCGAAGUUCAGUGCAGAGGAAACUUGACCAUUAGCGCAGUCUCGAAACCUGACAUUUUGACAUUGGACUUACGGAAUUCAUGCUAUGAGCCACAUUUUGUCGUGAAGUUUAUUUACCUGCUUGUGGCUUCAAACCUUAAGAGUUUAUUAAGCCUGCUCGUUUAAAAUUGUUGGUUGUUACUGUUUAUUUGCCUUUUGUUUGUUUCUGGUUUGUUUUCUUUUAAAUAGAACAUAGUCUCGAUGUAAUGUUUGGUUAGAGAAAGAAGUUCCUGCCCGGUUAGAGGGGCUCCCGUUCAAAUAAGUCUCCACCCGCCCUCUCCCCAAGUGUUUCUUACUCCUCUUCCAUUUUGGACUUCCUCUUCUUCAUACACAAUUCCAUUCACUUUAGCCAAGUCUCUGCAGACCCUGGGCUCGCACGCCUCCAUGCCUUCCCCUGCCAUAGCAGCCCCAAACAGGAACCUGGCUUUGCAUCAUUCUGCACCUCCAGGCAAUAGAGAGAGUGAAGCAUUUCAGCAGAGUCACCUACUCCUCGGAAAAGGAAAUACCGUCCCAGUGCCCCACGUAGCGCUUACCUGACGUAAAGCAGAACUAAUGGCAGCGGGCUGUUUUGUGGAACGAGCGUUAAAGCUGCAGUCUACUACAGUUUGCCAAAUCUCCUUCAGUUUCUUAUUAGAAACAGUAGCGUUAGCUUCCAGUUCCACCGACAGUGACGGCAGGAGACCUCCCGUUUGGGACCCGCCUCUGGAACCCACGCCAGGCUAGAGAUGGCCGAACAGCAGUCCCAUGUGUUUGUUUUGUUUUUGAGUUGUAUCCUCAUGCAACCUUGUCAAAGACCUCAUGCAAUAUCACUUUGAAAUUUAUUUUCUGUUUACUACACAAACAUUGUAAUAUAACUGUUAAUACUAUUUAUAUAUUUGAAAGGUAUAAGAGGUAGGAGUUUUAAAAAACCCCUCUAUGUGUACAUAUUAACUCAGAACUUACACUCUACAGGGAGAAGACACGUUGCAAUACAAGCUAAUUGUAGCUGCUUAGUAACCUCUGGAGUUUUCAAAGGGACAUUUUCCUGUACUUUUUCAAAUAACAAUGUUUAAAACAGUUACCUUGACAUGAGCGUCAUGCAUCUUUGCAAAAGGAUGGCUGUUUGCAGUUGAGGCCUGGGCCGGCCCUUCCUGUUUCCGUAGAUGCUGCAGCUUUAAUCAGAGAGUCCACAGUUGCUGCUUCCUGAUCUCCGAGUUACUCUUUUCCAAAUUGUCUUCUGACACUGUUGCUGAAGUCAGUCUGUACACAUCCUAGACACCGAUUUUUUUUGCCAAGCUCUUACAGGUGGUUCAUCGACCGACGGCAUCCGCAUUUGGUAUCUUUUACACUUCAACCAAAAAUUUAUUAGGUAUUUUUCAAUGCUAAGUCUUGCCUUUUAUUUUUUAAUUUCACUGCCAAGUUUGCAGUGGUUCUAAGUGAAUCUGUGGGCAUUUUAGCCUGUGGUCUUGCCAGAUCUUUGCGAAUUACAAUGCAUAUAUGUAUUUAUUCAAUAUCUGUCAUAUAAUAUCUAUUUGGAAGAAGAAACUUUCUCUUGUAGUGCCUCUUGACAAAGCACAAUUUCCCGCCUUUUUUUUUUUGUGAAAUGAAGAAAAAAAAAAAAAACAAAUUGUGUUUUAUUGCAGUAUCAAUAAUGUGAAUAAGGAUUAACAUAUUGUAAAUGUUCUUUUUUCCAUGUAAAUCAACUAUCUUUGUUAUCACUAAGUGAUAAUUUUUAACUUAUGUGCAUUGUUAGGCUGUUAGAAUUUUUUGGUUGUUAAAUAAAAACGCAUUCAAUAAAUCUGA